CUCUACUGGUGAUAUGUUGGUUUUGCGACAGUGAAGUAAUUUUUGGAGACGUAGGUAGAUUGAAUUUUGUUCAGUCCUUUGUCACCAAAUUUUAGAGAAAAUGAUGCAACUUAUGGCUGCUCUUCGAACAUUGGUGCUUUGACAAGAGGGACAAACCAAUAAAAUCGAUGUGCCACCUUUUCAUAGUUGACGAGAAGGUAGAGAUGAAAAAAUCUACCUUCAACAACUACUGCAGCACUUUAUGGCCUACAAUAUCAAAGACUCCAACCGAUCACCAUCCAGGGCUUCAGCAGAUUGCUCUGUCUCCCUUCGGGCAGCAGGGCUUCUCUCUGGCUUUGUGGCAUUUCCUCUGGCUGCCCCAACCCUAGGACGCAGUCGCCUCUGCACGCCUUCACCAGUGGCACCAUCUUCCCCUCUGCCAGCCCACAUGGACAUGGACCCGUCAUCACUGGACGACCCUACCCCCCAUGGACCUGAGUGCACUGACAUCACCUCCAUUGCCAACUACCUUCGAGAACCACCAUGGACGCUUCACCUCCUGGCUAACCUGAAGACCUGCCCUGUGUGUGAACGCUGCCAAAAAUUUCUCAGAGGAUGCUCAUACGGCAGAUGUCAGUUGCGGGCACCAGGCUAUACCCUCAGCAACAAUGCUCACCCCUUCCCUUUCCACCUUCCAACAUCCUCUAAAGAUGUGCAUCAAUUUGAGGAGGGAGGGGAGACUCCAGAAAGUACUGCACCAAAAGUAAUAAGCCACAUUCGAAACACUUGCAGUGCAACAGCUGUAUGGGUUGGCAGUAGGAACUAUACCAAGGUCUGCCAGGGACUGCAGCUGACAACCCAUGGGCAUCAUGAAUGUGGAUAACAAUUGAUCAAUGUCUCAUUAAAUACCGGAGCACUGAGCUCAGUUGACUGAGUCAUGCACAGUCUCCAGUUGUCACGCCAUCUCUGAGACUUAUGCUCCUCAUGCAUUGUAGACCAGCUCUGGACUCUAUGAAGACAGCAUUCUGAGACAGUGACAGGACUAUAAUAUUUUAGAGGACUUGUAAUAAUUUCAAAUGUCUAAUUGUGUGGGACAUUUCACAAGAAGC
Molecule: messenger RNA, 1088 nt
Organism: Schistocerca serialis cubense
Lineage: Eukaryota; Metazoa; Arthropoda; Insecta; Orthoptera; Acrididae
Exons: 3
Coding region: 242-862 (206 amino acids)
Source: RefSeq, a predicted model, not a curated record